GUGCAGGCAGCACUGGACAAGGUCAGGAAAGGACGCACUACACUUAUUAUUGCUCAUCGUUUCUCAACGGUUCGAAAUGCGGAUCUUAUAGCAGCAAUUGAAAAUGGUGUCAUCACAGAGCAAGGGACUCAUAAUGAAUUAAUAGAACGGAAUGGAAUUUACUACAAGCUCGUUAAUAUGCAGGUAGCUUUUUCACUAAAAUUUUUCCAUAGCUUUUAUCAUAUUGUGUGCUACUGACCUAUACUGGACUGUAUUGCUCCCAAAGGUACCUCCAGCUUUGCAAAAAGACAAUCCAGUAAGAAAAGAAUAAAAACGUUUGAAAUACAGCAUGAUGAACUUGAUGUAAAAGCUGUUCAGCUUGAUAAAAGUGUACUUCCUGUUUCAUUUAUUAAAAUUAUGAAGUUGAAUAAUACUGAAUGGCCGUACUUUGUUAUUGGAACUUUAUGCGCAAUUAUCAAUGGGGGCUUGCAACCCAUAUUUUCAGUCAUCAUUUCAGACAUCAUAGGGGUGUUUGUAGAAAAAGGAGAGGUUGUCAUCAGGGAAACAAAUAGCACGUAUGCACUGCUAUUCUUAGGUUUUGGAAUAAUUUCUUUUGUUACUUUUUUUCUUCAGGGUUUCACAUUUGGCAAAGCUGGAGAAAUCCUUACAAUGAGGCUUCGAUCCAUGGCAUUUAAAGCAAUGCUUAGACAGGAGAUCAGCUGGUUUGAUGAUCCUAAAAAUAGCACUGGAACAUUAAUUACAAGACUUGCUAAUGAUGCCUCGCAAGUGAAAGGAGCUACAGGUUCCAGACUGGCACUAAUUGCCCAAAAUGUAGCUAAUCUUGGGACUGGGAUUGUUUUGUCGUUCCUCUACGGCUGGCAGCUGACUCUUCUGCUUUUAGCCGUUGUCCCAAUUAUUGCUGUAACAGGAAUGAUUCAAAUGAAGAUGCUUGCUGGACAUGCAAAAAAAGAUAAAAAGGAACUGGAACUCGCAGGACAGAUUGCUUCAGAAGCCAUAGAAAAUAUUCGAACUAUUGUUACUUUGACUCAGGAAAGAAAAUUUGAGGUUAUGUAUGGACAAAGUUUGCAAGCAUCAUACAGAAAUUCUGUAAAGAAGGCACAUAUCUUUGGAUUUACUUUUGCCUUUACACAAGCUAUUAUGUACUUUACUUACGCUGGGUGUUUUAGGUUUGGUGCUUAUCUAGUGAGAAAUGGACAUAUGCGGUUUAAAGAUGUGCUUUUAGUUUUUUCAGCUAUUGUAUUUGGUGCAAUGGCAUUAGGACAAAGCACUUCUUUCACUCCAGACUAUACCAAAGCCAAAAUGUCAGCUGCCCACUUGUUCAUGCUGUUUGAAAGAGUACCCCCCAUAGAUAGCUACAGUGAGGAAGGAGAGAAGCCUAAAAUAUUUGGUGGAAAUGUAACAUUCAACAAUGUGGCGUUUAACUACCCAAGUCGACCAGAGGCCAAAGUGCUCCAAGGUUUGAGCAUCAAUGUAGAAAAAGGACAAACCCUGGCUCUUGUUGGGAGCAGUGGCUGUGGGAAGAGCACUGUGGUUCAGCUGCUUGAGAGAUUUUAUGAUCCACUUGAUGGAGAAAUCCUCCUGGAUGGCCAGAAUGCAAAGACACUAAAUAUCCAGUGGCUGAGAGCUCAGAUUGGUAUCGUCUCACAAGAACCAAUCCUGUUUGACUGCACUAUUGCUGAAAACAUCGCAUAUGGAGACAACAGUCGGCAGGUGUCACAUGAGGAAAUUGUUCAUGCAGCAAAAGAAGCCAAUAUUCAUUCCUUCAUCGACUCUCUGCCAGAU
Molecule: messenger RNA, 1782 nt
Organism: Mesitornis unicolor (brown roatelo)
Lineage: Eukaryota; Metazoa; Chordata; Aves; Mesitornithiformes; Mesitornithidae
Product: multidrug resistance protein 3-like
Exons: 13
Biological process (GO): transmembrane transport
Cellular component (GO): membrane
Molecular function (GO): ABC-type transporter activity; ATP hydrolysis activity; ATP binding
Source: RefSeq, a predicted model, not a curated record